Exophiala bonariae is the source of this 186-nucleotide messenger RNA. RefSeq lists its product as uncharacterized. The coding region runs from base 1 to 186 and encodes 61 amino acids. Lineage: Eukaryota; Fungi; Ascomycota; Eurotiomycetes; Chaetothyriales; Herpotrichiellaceae. The transcript has a single exon. The record is from RefSeq and is a predicted model, not a curated record.
AUGGCCGACUCUUCAUCUGACUUCGAAUUGAGUGACUAUGGCGGUGCGGACGACCCUCUCUUUGGCGCGAAGGCUAUAGCAGCUAUGCAGGCAAAUGUAGCUGUCGAUCGAGUUGAGUCGAAGAAGAACAUCGACAGUCCCCAGGAUGCUGCCAAUGCCCCAAAUACGGCAACAAGCCCCAAGUAG